Messenger RNA from Gongylonema pulchrum, 201 nucleotides. Lineage: Eukaryota; Metazoa; Nematoda; Chromadorea; Rhabditida; Gongylonematidae. The record is from the annotation of a GenBank genome assembly.
AUGUUUCGACGGCUUGGUUCCUCCUCGCUGUGGAAGCCGAAAAAUCCACACUCGCUGGAAUAUUUAAAGUAUCUUCACAGCGUUUUGGUGAAGAACGAGCAGGUAACGGAAAAUAACCGGAAAUUGCUGGUGGAGUGCCUGAGGGCCAUUGCUGAAAUUCUGAUCUGGGGCGACCAGAAUGACAGCACUGUGUUCGAGUAA